This is a messenger RNA of Cheilinus undulatus (humphead wrasse), 4950 nucleotides long. RefSeq lists its product as uncharacterized. The record is from RefSeq and is a predicted model, not a curated record. The transcript is spliced from 7 exons. Lineage: Eukaryota; Metazoa; Chordata; Actinopteri; Labriformes; Labridae. The coding region runs from base 6 to 2063 and encodes 685 amino acids.
UAAACAUGGCGUCGUCUCCGUUCAUCUUCAUACCAGAACGACACUGGACGGAGGAGAAAGAGAGGGCGCUCAUUGCGUUUUUCUCCAUUUGUUUGUUUUCUCCUAGAGCACAGCUGUCUGUGGAACCACAAAACAGAGGGCUACAAGAACCGACAACUGAGACUGAACACACUAGAACACCUAAGGGUCCUUCUGUCAGCCCACCCCCCUCCUGUUCGAUUCACAAGUACAAAGGAAAAGUACUAUCCUCUUUGUUUUUCUUUAUAGUUGAAGACAUCAAGAACAAGUUCAGAAACCUCCGCACUACCUUCCAGCGUCAGCACAAACUGGUGAAGGAGAGCGAGGCAUGCAGUUCAGCAGACGUGUACGUGCCUCAGUGGAAACACUACCAGCAGCUCAUGUUUCUGCAGGAUCUGCAGGGAUCUUCCUUGGACCAGGAGGAUGGACAGGAUGAGCCCCCACUUUCACCGCCGAUGGUUCAAGAAGAUGACAGCAAACCUGUAGUCCACCCUCAAGGACUGAUCAUCUCCUUCCUCCCCAACCAGCCAACGAUCCCUUCCUCACCCUCCUCCUCGUCCUCCUGCGUCCCCACCGACAUGACGAUGAAAUCUUUCUGGACUGAAGAGAAGGAGCGUGCACUCAUAGCUUUUUACUCGGAACAUAGUUGUCUCUGGAACAGGAAGUCUGAAAAACACAACAACCGUCAGCUCAGAUCAAGGCUGCUGGAGAAUUUGAGGAGCCAGCUGUCUGACAACACAGUGCCUUUCUCAGUUGAAGACAUAAAGGCCAAAUUCAAGAACCUUCGGACAGUUUUUAACCGAGAGUACAAGACGGUGCAGUCUAGCAGAGUGUACGACAACCUCUACAUGUCCAAAUGGAAACACUACCAGCAGAUGCUCUUCCUCUGUGAGGCCUGUGAUGAAGAUGACAACCAGGACUGUGUAGAGAUGCUAGCUCCACUGGAGGAUGAGGAACAUGGAAACACAACGACCUCCUCCAUCCUGAGCAGCAUCUCCUCCAGCUCCACGCACGCCAACAGCAUCAAGUUCAUCAGCUCCUCCGCUCCUUCCAACGAUAAAAUUAACCACAGCACUGCUUACCAAAUCUUCCUCCCUCAGUGUCCAGAUAAUCUGAAAAUAGUGAACCACAAGUCUGCUCCUACACUCCCCCUCUCUCGAACAACGUCACCACCAGACAUUAAACCCUCCAUAGCCCCCUCCACUCUAACUUUCUCUACGUCCAGUUCAGUUCAUACAGACAGCUUACAGACCACUGACUCUCGUAUUCACUGGAACGAAGCCAAAGUUCGGCAGCUCAUUUCCUUUUACUCUGCACACAGCUGCCUAUGGAACCACAAGUCAGAGAGCUACAAAAACAGACUGCUGAGACAAAGCCUGCUGAAGAUGUUGAGCAACAUCCUGUCAGACCACGAGUCUGUCCCUUUUACAGUUGAAGACAUAAAGACAAAGUUCAGAAACUUGCGAACAACCUUCCAGCGGGAACACAAGGCGGUGAACUCCAACCAAACGUGCGGCUCGGAGGACUUUUACGUCCCCAAGUGGAAACACUACAAUGACCUCAUGUUCCUCUGCGACUCCUGCGACGAGGAUGACCGCCCUGAAGAGGUGCACUACAUAAUACCACAGGAGCCCCCUCCUCUCCGCCUGGACAACCAUGCCCCACCCACUGCCCUACAUUACCACACCCCCACCCAAACUGAAGCCAGAAUCAACAUCCCAUCACAGAGCCGGGAAGCCCCGCCCUCGCCUACUCCUCCGGACUCUCAGCGCUCCUCUCCCUCCUCCUCCUCCGCAUGCACCUCCCCCUCCUCACGAACAGAAAGCAGAGUGUCGGGACGCAAGCGAGCAAGCUUCCGGCCCCCAGGGAUCUCCAAAGAGGUUCUGGAUUUUAUGAGAACACUGUGUCAAAGCCAGGUGGCGUCACCGCACGCUGGCUUUCUGAAGUACGUAGAGGAGUGUUUGAACGAGACGCCGCCAGAUAAAGUGAAGAAACUGAAGAAGACGAUAAUCGAGACGAUCCACAGUGCUUCAGAGGAAAGUUAGGAUCUUGGUUUCAGCCUUUUCCCAUUCCACAGCAAAAGUUAGGAUUUUAGUCAUGAGUUGUCAUCUGAUUCUGAUUUAACCUUUUUAAAAAAACCUGAGUGAGAUUUAAGCCUUAUUUAACCUGCCUGCAAGGGAAGGCAACUUAAAGUGCUAUAAUUAGGCAUAAAAAUGGCAAAGAAACAUGUCUAACAUUAGAAACCAAUGAAGAAAAAAAACAUUGAGCAAGCAAACCUAAACAAAAACAGUUUGUUAAAAGAGAAAGCAAAAUAUGAAAUAUGAUACAGAUGACAGCAUCAUAGCCUUAAUGAUCAUUUCAACAGAGCAAUCAUUGGGAUGUUAGCAUUUUGUUGAGGCUCCCAGUAACCAAACAGUAAUAUAUGCUAAAUCUGAUUAAUUUUCUUAAUAUAGUUCAACAUGAUCGUGCCCUACUGUGCUAUGAUUGGCCGGUACACGUCACCUUUAAGUUUGAUAUUAUGACUUUAUUUAACAAUGUUUUCCCACACUGUCUAAGGCCUGGUUCACAGAUAGGACAGAGGGGGUUUUUUUGCCUUUAAUUCACAAGAAACUGGGUGUUAGGUCACUGAAAAUGCUAUUUUGCUAUGCUAUUUUUAAAAAGUGAACAUUUUAGAAAAUCUGUUUACAGUGUUUAUGUGACAUUUCACUCAUUUAAUGCUCUGAUUCCUCAAACACUAAACUAUCUGAAUAGCAUUUCAUACAUUUAGAAGACUUUUAAUAUGAACAUUUGAAAAACACUUCAUUAUACUGUAUGUUACAAGAACCAUUUGUUACUUGCAGACGUGAAGCACCUUUAUGUUAACAUACCUAAGGACAGGCAUACACUGUAUGAUUUCAAUAUUUAUGUCCAUGACAGUCGUGGUGGUUGUUGUCUCAGACCAAAGAUUCAGACGCAACGAGACAUCUGAUGAUGUUGCCUGCAAUUCAGUUUGUCGAACCCUAGACAGCUGGUUUCAGGACGUUGUAAGCAGAAAAAUGUUAAAAGGGAAAUAUAAAUUUUGUUUUAUAAGCCUGUAAACAUCAUCAAUUUAGUCCCAGUGGAAUAUUUAAAAGUUAAAAUCAUGCACGAAUUUUGGGAACAAUUGCAUGUUUUUUACUUUUCAAACAGAACAUGAGCCUGAUGAACACUCCUCUCCCCUAAAUGAGCAGCACACAUGACCAGGAUGUGCAGCGAUGUAAACGCCAUUUGAUAAAUUCAGCGCUGUAGGAGCUAAAAUUGUCCAUGGAAAAUUAAUUAUCCUCAGCAGAUAUUUGAGAUGUAAGAAGCUGAGCUAGCAAAGCAAAUUUGUGCUCUAUAUGUGCUGUGAGAUUUUGCUGCCCCCCAACGAUGGUGAUGAAGAAUUAGUGGUGCCUGAUGUUAUGCAUGAACAAGAGGAUCAAUAUGAUGAAAAUGUAGUAAAAAUGUAAUGUUCAAUACUGUCCGUCUUGUAGAGAGGUCUGGACUGGUCUUAAGACACACCUGAGGCUCAUGAUGUCUGUAAUCAUGCUGUACGAGUGAAAUAAGGACAACUCUGACAGAUGCCAAUAAAUUCUCUUUUUAAAAGUCCUGCAGGUAGAGACUGAAGUUAUGUUGAGGGCGACUGCAAGAGAGUCAGUCAUCACUCACCCAAGACGGUUGAAAGUUUGAUGUCAUGCAGAGUCAGAGUCAGACUACAUGUUCUUUUUUUUUUGGGGACAGUGGUCAUUAUGGUCAACAGAGAACAAGAGGGUUGGGGCUACACAACCCCUGGUGAACAAACAUACUGUAUGAACUGUAUGCAUUGAAUGAUAUGCUUUCCUAAAAAUGCUUAAGGUGGUUACAGAGUGCAUCUGUUGUUCAUCAACAUUUCUUUAUUUUAGGUCUGUUGUGGUAGUUUAUUUUCUCUGUGUCAUAGUUUCAUCUCAAUCACCCAUCUUUCACUUUGGACAUUUGAAAUGCAGUCCUAGAACUCUAAUCAAUCAGUCAUGCAAAAAGUUCAUCUGACUGGUCUGGAGCAGCUGAUCAUGUUCCUCUGAAAACUGGUCCAACUUCUAAUCCCACCAUGACUUGUGUCAGAAUCAUGUUGAAAUCCCUCAGUGCACGCCUGGAUUAAUUUAGCAUAUCAGUCAUAAAGUAUCCUGUCUGUAAGUAAAGUGUUUUACUAAAAGAAAUUUCAAGGGAUCAAGAACAUUUUCUGCACUAGUAUGCUUGGGCGCUGUUAUCUUUAUUUUUGAAUACAUUGAGUGCUUUUAUACAACAUAUUCUGAACAGUGAAAUCCUUCCUCCUUCCGUGGCUGUAAUGUGAUCAGUAUUAAAAUAUUUCUAUUUUUCAAACAGGUUGAACAGAUGUCUUAAACUCACACCACUGUAAUUAACUUUAUGUUGUCAAACAGCUCUGAAAAUGUGGGCUCAGAAGAUUUGUGCUGUACGUAUGAACAGAGCUGUAAAAUGUAAUCAAAUUAACAUUUUAAUAUUCCUUAAUAUUUAAUAAGCUUUUAUGUUAAAUGCACUUAUAAGUACUGUUACUCCUUUUAUAUUUAUGUCCUAAAUUGUUACUUUAAUGCCUUUUUUUUCUGUUUUAAACUCAUUUUGAAAUGCUGCACAGCUGUAAGAUACCUGCAAGUUGUUGAUUGAGUUAAGAACUGAUCAUUAUGCAGCCUUUUAAAUUUUGUUUGUUUCAAUAACAUUUUGAAACAUUAAUAUAUUUUCUGCAUUGUAUCAGCAGCUGUAGUUACCAUUUUUCAGUAUGCUUUGGAGUUGCACGUAUAAAUGCGAUUGUUUUAUUUCCUACUUUGUUCAGCGUUUGCACGUUUAGGUAUGAAUUUAAAGUGCCUUAACAGAAUCACACUUGAUGUUUUUUUCUGUAAAUUUGCCAAAAUUUCUUUUUUCACCCCCUUUUUUUUUUUUACUGAA